AUGCCCACCACCACUGCAAAUACUGCGACCAAGAAGGUUCCACCACCACCAAAGGGUCCCAAGAUUACCGAAAUGUCAGAUGAGACCAUCACAAAAAACACAAUCUUGGUCAACUCUCAACAUACCAACAUGAGAUUGCUUUUCCUUUUGCAAAAAGCAGUUCAACAUCUUCACGAUUUCGCCAUUGAAACAAGGUUAACCACCGAGGAAUGGGAAGCUGCAAUCAAGUUCCUUACCGAGACCGGUAAAAUGUGCUCUGAUAUCCGUCAAGAAUUUGUCUUGUUGUCUGAUGUUAUGGGUUUGUCUGUCUUGGUUGACGCCAUUUCCCAUCCUAAACCGGCAAAUGCAACAAUUGGUACAUUAUUAGGACCUUUCCACACUCAUGAUGCAACUGAAAUGCACCAGGGUGAUUCCAUCUGCUCUGAAGGUAAAGGCGAGCCAUUAUUGAUUGAAGGUUUGUUGACUGAACCCGAUGGAACUCCAAUUCAGGAUGCCACCAUUGAUCUUUGGCAUUGUGACGCCAAUGGGUUGUACGAUACUCAAUACGCAGAUAGAGAUCAUCCAGAUAUGAGAGGAAUCAUCAAGACAAACGAAGACGGAAGCUUUAUCAUCAAAUGCACAAAACCGGUGCCAUACCCAAUUCCUCAUGAUGGACCAGUUGGGAAAUUGUUGCAAAAGAUCAAUAGACACCCAUAUAGACCAGCUCACAUCCAUUUCAUCAUUGAGAAGCAAGGCUAUGAUAGGUUGAUUACUGCUUUAUAUGCCAAAGGAGAUCCCUACGAAACCUCGGAUGCUGUAUUUGGGGUCAAGACAUCGUUGUUGUACACUUUGGACAAGUUGGGAGAAGAAAAGGCCAAGAAGUAUGACAUGAAUGCCGAUGACUGGUACUUGAAGUGGCAUUUCAAGAUCAUCACUGAAGAGGAAGCUAAGAAGUUGGUUUACGAGAAAAACAGGGAUGCCUUGACCAGAGCCGCAGCCAAUUUGACACUCAAUGCUGAUGGUUUGCCAGAACCUUCGCCAUUGGACUAA
Lodderomyces theae is the source of this 1029-nucleotide messenger RNA. RefSeq lists its product as uncharacterized. The transcript has a single exon. The record is from RefSeq and is a predicted model, not a curated record. Bases 1 to 1029 code for a protein of 342 amino acids. Gene Ontology annotation, biological process: catechol-containing compound metabolic process. Lineage: Eukaryota; Fungi; Ascomycota; Pichiomycetes; Serinales; Debaryomycetaceae. Gene Ontology annotation, molecular function: ferric iron binding; catechol 1,2-dioxygenase activity.